CCUUGCUUUCGCCGUAUCUUAAUCUCCCUCCAAUCUUGGCACCCUCAUCCCACCAAUUUAAUACCGUAUUCCCCUAGGACUGAUUAGUACCUUAGGCAUCUGCUGUCCCAAUAACGUCAUGAGGACCCCGACAACCAAUGCCAGUGGCGCGCCCGCCAACUGUGCCACCACUACAGGGCAGGACCUUCCCUUGCACGAGGAGCAGAGAGCUGCGUUGGCCGGCUGCACCACGACCGCCAGGCAAAAGCUACCGCCGCGUGAGGAGCUGCUAGCUACGAUGGCCGCGGGCGGAGGAACUGCAAAAGCAAUACCCUUCGGUCGAUCUCAAGCUCGAACAGAAGUGAUGGGUGCCGAGGUGGAUUUUGCUGUCUUGCUGAAAGCUCUUCGUCAAGAAACAAGCGCCCGGGUGAACGCCCUCUUUGCGGAAGCUCAUCCGGGACAGGUUUGCCCCUGAAUCCGUGGCUGAGGGGCGCCAGCAGUUGAGGGAGCUGCUCCACCAGAGCACCGCGUGGUGAUGGAGCGGUUCGAGGAGGCGUUCUUUGUAAAGCUUGAAGCGCAGUUUGCGGAGGUGCAUUGCCAGCUGCAAAAUGUUGGCCCGCUUCCAGGGUGCGCGGGCGGGAUAUGUUGAGAGGCGGGAGUUGUGUAUUGCGUAGGUGCUCGUAAUGGUUCUCAGCCAAUACUGUCCGGCUCAACGGGCUCGGGCUGGGAUACGUGGGGGGGCCUGCAGUCAGCAAGAUCCCGCAUCGUCCCGACAGCCUGAGUCGGCUUGUAACUGUAUUGCUGGCAUUGAAAGAGCUUGCAUCGAUUUGACUGUCUUACCAGUGCUGUCAUGGCUUGAGCGUGUUGGAUGCUAGCGCUAAGUAACAAGCACAGGAUCCGAGGACUCAAAC
Messenger RNA from Parathielavia appendiculata, 890 nucleotides. RefSeq lists its product as uncharacterized. The transcript has 2 exons. Bases 119 to 454 code for a protein of 111 amino acids. Lineage: Eukaryota; Fungi; Ascomycota; Sordariomycetes; Sordariales; Chaetomiaceae. The record is from RefSeq and is a predicted model, not a curated record.